Messenger RNA from Gymnogyps californianus (California condor), 1886 nucleotides. RefSeq names its product phosphatase, orphan 2 (gene PHOSPHO2). Bases 576 to 1298 code for a protein of 240 amino acids. Lineage: Eukaryota; Metazoa; Chordata; Aves; Accipitriformes; Cathartidae. Gene Ontology annotation, molecular function: phosphatase activity. The transcript has 2 exons. The record is from RefSeq and is a predicted model, not a curated record.
GUUGCUUUCCCUCACGGGCUUUCGGUCCGCUGCCGAGACUCCCCUGCAGUGCUGCUGCCCGCCUCGCCCAGCCCAGCCCCUCGGGCUUCCGCGGUGCCGCCGCCGGGGUGGCUGCUCUGCUUUACCCCUGGGCCCGGUCGUUGCGCCCCGGGCGGGCGGUGGCAGCAGCUGCUGUGCUGCGGUUGGAAGGGGGCUGCGUAUGCGGCUGCGCGGCCUGCUGGCUGGGGCGCUGGCCUGAGGGACGCCUGGGGCUGAGGAGGUGGCGGUGCUCGUUACGGGUGUGAGAGGACUUGCCUGUGAGGCAACCGCAUUAAGUACCAGAUGAGUUGUCUCCUGCUCCCAGGGAUUUCCGUAGCCCAGAGGUGGGCUGUAGGUACUGAAGUUGCAGGACUACAGCAGGCAGACCGUUUUUUUUUCCUCCGGAUCCAUAAAUGGCAGUAUUUCUUUUCGUUGGCUGCUUUGAUUUGCUGUGUCCUUGUUAAAAAGACUGCCUCCAUCUGCUCAGUAGUAGUUUCCUUUUGAAAUAUCUUUCCAGGUGUUUUGCCAGGAGAAUCCCAGCUUGGUUGCGUUGGCAAAUGAUGAGGGAGAAAUUUAGAACCAUUGGUCGAACUGAUGAUGAAAAUAGUGAUACCUGGAUUGUGAAAUGUGCUCCUGAGAAAAAACUUCCUAAUGGAUUAAGAAACUCCUACCGACCAGGACAUUGGACAGAAUAUAUGGGCAGAGUCUUUGUCUACUUGGGAGACAAUGGCAUCAAAGAAGAUGAGAUGAAAAGAACUAUGACAACAAUUCCUUUCACUGCGGGAAUGGUAGAUCUUCUGGGUUUUAUUGGCAAAAACAAAGAGUUGUUUGACUGCAUAAUUGUUUCAGAUUCUAAUACAGUAUUUAUUGACUGGAUUUUGAAAGCUUAUGACUUCCAUAAGGUGUUUGAUGAAGUGUUUACAAACCCUGCAGCAUUCAGCAGUACUGGCUAUCUUACGGUACAGAACUUCCAUGCUCACCAUUGUGCAAAGUGCCCUAAAAACCUUUGCAAAAGGAAAGUUUUAAAAGAAUUUCUAGAUAAACAGUUGGAGCAAGGAGUAAGUUAUACACAAAUUGUAUAUGUAGGUGAUGGUGGGAAUGACUUAUGUCCAGUAAUGUUUUUGAAGAAGGAUGAUAUUGCUAUGCCCAGGCAGGGUUAUACCUUGGAGAAAAAGAUUUCUCAGCUGGCCCGAGAUCUCAGUCCUGUGGAGUGUUCUGUUCUGGUUUGGUCAUCUGCUAUUGACAUUAUGUCUUAUCUGAAACUGCUUAUAAAGGAAUAAUUCAAAUGAUAAAAGGAAACUAAUACAGUUAUGUUUUAUCUUCCUGGGAGAGAAAAACUGCAUGUGUAUAAAAGCACAACACUGUAAAAUUGGGCUGUUAUCUGAACUUACGUUUUUUAAACACAAUAUAAAACUGUUUAUGUUCAAUCUUGGUAAUAGUGGGAAAGUGAAGUUAAAAUGGCUUUCUAACAUAGUACACAUUCCAACUUAAGUGGAGAAGGGGAGUCGCAAGAGGAAUUGCCAUUAUUCUUAGUCUUCCCCUCCCCCCCAGCCUUUACCGACUACAUAACUGACCUUUUCUGUUCCACGCGCUUAGGGGAAGGAGUAGGAUUAGUGCACAAAAGAAUGAAAUUCUUUACUUACAGAACAUUAGGUGCCAGGAGCAUGGUUCUGGAACUGGUGGCUUUUGUGGUGCUUUGAUCAGGAUAAAUGUUUAACUUUGUAAAUUAUUUGGUAUGCUUGUAAUCUUGUUUGAUCUGAAGAUGCAUUUAUAUUUUCAAUAUACUAAAUAUUUUACCAAGCAAAAUUACUUUUUAAUAGUUUGUAUUAUCUUGUAUUGUAAAGACAAUAAAAGUUACUGUCACUAAC